Molecule: messenger RNA, 8251 nt
Organism: Anopheles stephensi (Asian malaria mosquito)
Lineage: Eukaryota; Metazoa; Arthropoda; Insecta; Diptera; Culicidae
Product: alpha-amylase A-like
Exons: 1
Coding region: 29-1552 (507 amino acids)
Biological process (GO): carbohydrate metabolic process
Molecular function (GO): alpha-amylase activity; cation binding
Source: RefSeq, a predicted model, not a curated record
AGUCGGUCUCUCAUUCAUCCGCACGGUCAUGCUGGUUACACUGGCACUGUUUUGCUGCUCACUCGCGGCGGCUCAGUUUGAUACACACUUUAAUACGGGUCGCCAUACGAUAGUGCAGCUGUUCGAGUGGCGUUACGAAGACAUCGAGCGCGAGUGUCGGACUUAUCUAGGUCCCAAUGGAUUUGGUGCCGUUCAGCUGUCUCCGGUGAACGAGGUACGCGAUGGAGUGAGUUGGGAAGAUCGGUACGAACCUGUUUCGUACAAGCUGACAGGUCGCUCCGGGAACGAGUCGGCUUUGCGGUCAGCAAUCGAAGCCUGCAACAAAGCCGGCGUGCGAGUGAUAGUGGAAGUAGUGUUCAAUCAUAUGGCCCGACCAGAAAGCGGUUCCUCCACUCAGACACGAGGAACGGCGGGGUCUAUCGUGAAUCCGGCCGCCCGUGACUACCCCGAUGCUCCAUACAGUGCGGCGGACUUUAACGACCCCUGUCGGAUCGUGAACCCAUCAGAUCCGCACGAGUUGCGCAACUGCUGGAAGGAGGAUCGGCCCGAUCUAAACCUCAGUCUGGCGCGCGUUCGGGAACGCAUUGUGGGCUUCCUUAACCGUCUGCUAUCGUUCGGCGUGGCGGGAUUCUUUGUCGAUUCGGCACUCUAUAUGUGGCCACACGAUCUACACGCUUUGUUCACAAAGCUUCACAACCUAACCACGAUUGGCGAUGUUUUCCCACCUGGAAGCCGCCCAUUUAUCUGCCUCGAUCUAUCGUACCACGGUUUAACAGAAGCAGAGGAUUCCCUGCGAACAAGAUGGAACGAUUACUCCGACCUCGGCGUGAUCGCACAGGACCGCUUUGCGUACGACAUUGGUGAUGUCCUGCUAAAAAGGAAGCCGUUCCAUUACUUCGUCAAUCUGGGCACUCGACUAGGCUACGUACCGCGGGAGAAAGCGCUCAUUUACGUCAACAAUCCACAGCUUCAACGACUCACCGAUGCGGACGGUGAUCUUUGGGUCGUGUCGGUUCGCAACCGGCGGCCGUACCAGAUUGGACUCGCCUUUAUGCUUGCCCAUCGAUACGGAAUGCCACGCAUUACGAGUUCGUACGAAUUCAGCAACGCUUCGCAAGGUCCACCGACCGAUGGGCAAGGUAAGAUUGCGCCUGUUCAACUUGAUCAAACGGGCUCCUGCCGUCCACCCUGGAUCUGUGAACAUCGGUGGCCCGUUGUGCGGAAGAUGGUUUAUUUCCGCCAUGUCACCAACGGAACGGGCGUACGUGCGUGGGUUGACAAUGGUCAGAAUCAGAUCGGGUUUUGCCGUGAUCGAGUUGGAUUUGUGGCGUUCAAUGCGGAGAUUUCGCUAACGCUGAAAGCAAAGCUGUACACGUGCCUGACGGGAGGCGUCUACUGUGAGCUGAUCAGCAGCGCGGACGACAUGUUGGAUGCGAAUGGAAAUUGCUCCGGAGGAAGCGUGCAGGUGGACGCUGAUGGCCACGCGGAGAUUUUCAUUAACAGCCGACUGGAGGAACCGUUCAUUGCACUGUUACAAACAUUUCAACCAUAACGAAAGGAGAUAAAUCGGCAAAAACGAGAUAAAAUCUACACAGAAAACCGCGCGACACAAACGUAGUGCACCGGCACGUAAACAAAGCUGUCACGAACUGCUGUUGACAGCCUGGAACAUUUAUAGGGUUCUCGUAAGCUGUCAGUCCUGGAUCGUCAAGGUUAUCCGCCUGAAAGUAUGCAAAUAGGUGUUUCCAACAGUCAUCAAGUUCAAACCGAUUCCCCACCAACGACGCGCACCGUUGUUUUGGUAUAUUUUGAUGAUGAUUUUUCAUUCGUUUGUUUUUAAUCUCCCUUUAUAUCCUUAUACAGCUUGAUGUAGCACUCUAUAUUAGCUUCAAAAUCGAAUCACAACAAUGAGAAGUGUUUGUUUUUGUUUUCUUUAAUUGUUUGGAAACAGAAACACUGAAAGGUUCGUAAUAAUAUGCGCUUCGCGUGUUUGUUUUUCUUUUCCCUUUUUUCCGUAUCUCUCACGUGCCCGUUUUUUUCUGCUUCGCUGCUCUUUACUUAUCUGUAAACUUUUCAGACCGUACAUGCUCGCGCCAAAAGAUUACACGUGCGUAUAUUCCUAUUCGAAAAUUCGUGGUACACGUAAAAAGUAAUGUUUUUUGGUUCUUAAAGUUGUUAAAGAGCUUGUUCUGCGUGUACGUGAGUUUUACUAUGCAUUGAUGUUCCACUUUGUUUGGUGACGGUGAUUGAGAGGAAGGUUUUAUCUUAAAAUCUCCUUACAAUAGCAACAUCCAGAUGGUUUUUUUUCUCUCUCUUUUUUUCUGUGUUGUUUUGUUCGUACUUGUUGACUCGAUUUGAUGGCAUAAGGGAAAAAUUCUCGUAUGCUGAAUAAUUAUCUCCUUUAUAUAUGCUUCCUUACCUCACUUCCACGAUUAAACCUGCUUAGUGGAGGGGGUGUUUUUUUUUCUUCUCUUUUGUUUACAAUAAACAGGAAAUACAGGCUAGAAGGAAGAAGACAUCUUGUUUCGAAAGAGUACAACGAUCGAUGAAAUAUACGAUUCCAUUUCCUGUUUUGCUCGUUUCAACCGUUUGCUGUUUUCUUCUUACGUUUUGCGUCAUUAUUUACUCUUUAUGGUUCAUCUCACUUUUAGGUUGGUUUUUUCUUCUUCUUCUCUGUGUUAAUGUUAUCUGUUUCUUACUUAUUUUUCUCAUCCCUUUGUUUUUUUGUUGCUUCCAUCUCCGCAACUUGGGUCAAUAGGCGUGUCUAUGCUAGAAGAAGGUGUUACGGUUUCCCAUCUUUGUUUUGUUACAUUCAGUUAAAUUGUAAAGUCUGUUCUCACUGGGUUUUUUUGUUUGUUUGUUUGCGUUAAGAGUCCAAUUGUUGUUUCCCGUACGGCCAUUGGUUUCGAUCUUUCGAACAAUAUCGUGCCGCCGCUUAUGCCCCGCAUCGUACAACGUUUUGCUAUAGAUUUGUUUAAAAAUUAAGGCAGUGGUGAAAUAGAAAUUGUAUCCUGCAUAUACCAUGUUCUUACGCUUGAAGCCCAUACCUUACCUUCGAAAGCCUCGCGGCGCCUCUGAGCGUUCUGUUCAGUUUGUAGCUUUUGUUCUCAUGUUCCGUGUUUUGUUUGUUCAUCCUAUCCCAGGGUCGGUUCUUCAUUCCCAUUUAGCUGACUGUUUACGUUUUCUCUUUUUUUUAUUCACUUUAGUCGAGUGCAGUAAACCCGAUCCGGUUUUUAUUUUGUUUUUAAAUUACUUUGUUCUAUAUUAAUUGUCACCGUUUAUACACUUUUCUUUAUCGCCCGCAGCGGUUGGUUCGCCGUUGUCACACUAACCGCAGCCUGAUAGUAAGCGUCAGGGAGCGGGACUUGGUGGGCAUUUGGAGGGUGGGAUAUAAUGUAAAAUUUCGUAAAUCACUCUCUCUCUCUCUCAACUAACUAACGCGGCGGUGAUGAUGAAACGAAGCAAAUCUAGUUGUUGUAAGUUCUGAGCAGCUCAGAGAAACCUGGCUUAUGAGGGGUAUGGGUUUUUGGAGUGGUUUGGAGAUACACGGGGUCCUCUAGCGGGUUUGUCCUAUAGGAAAGACUACACUGUCAACGUUAACAAAACCACACCGGUGGGUUUUUUUAUAUAGAGAGAGUAAUUAGUUGUAUAAGGUAAAUUUGUAGGUGCCAGUUACAAGGUUCACAUUUCGGCUGCGCAAUGCGUUCAUCGCGUACCCGCGUCCCGUAGUAGUGUUGAUGAUGAUUGUUGGCAAUACCUUCGCAUGCGUUCGCCAUUUUUUGUCUUCUCUUUCUUUAUUCCUCCUAACCGAAGCUCAGUUUGGUAAGACGUUUUCCUAUCAGGUUCUCAAGCUUUGUUCUGUUUUACCUCGUUUUCCUUUUACCUUGGGAGUAUUUAUUUAUCUGUUUUGUGUUAUGUUGUUGUUUUUAUUCGCUUUGUUUUACUCCUUAUGUGUGUGACUUUUCUCGUUUUUAAGUUUUGUUUUUUUUUUAUUCUAAGCUAAGAAUCGCUUUCCGUUUUUCUUUUUUGCUUUGCUUUCUUACACGCAGUAACGAAUUUCAAUUUCAACGAUUUGGCUGGAAUUUCGUGUACAGAUAAUGUGUUUAAAGUAAAUGCAUGAUAUGAAGUAGGACCAAUAAUUUAACGCCGCCUUUAACAAGUAGCUCGUAGUACAUAGAAUCUAGUGAAUGCUUGCUCACAUUGCUCACAGUAUAUGCUCACAGGUAGUUAGAUGCUAGCCUAAAAGUAACUCAAUCGAUUAGUUCCUUAAAAACGGGUAUAGUUUUAUAGCGGAGCUUCGAAGAAACGGGGUUGUCGCCACUAGUUCAUAGCGUGGAUUAUAGCGACUGAUCCACGACGGCUAGCGGACCUCUUAAGAUAAGGUGUUAAGGUUUGUCUUGUUUUUCAAAUUAUUUUAUCUGACAAAUUGGUUAUACAAGGUAAUUCUUAUAAGAAAAUUUAUCUCUAAUUAGUGUGGCAACUUGAAUUAAAUAUGGAAGUAAAUAAACAUAAUCAAACACCUUUCUAACGAUAAAAUAGGCUUCGUUCUCUCAACCCGUUCAACCAUCACACUAAAGCGACUCCAUCUGACUGACUCAAUUCCUGUCCCUGUCGUUGUGGGCUUCCGCUCCGAAUUUGUUUCUUCUUCGCUCUUUAGACAGUACUCUGGAAUGUUUACAGACUAUACAGCGUUCGCACGAAAGUAAGAGCGUCAGGGGUUAGCUAUCUCCCCCCCCGAGAAAGGUAGGCUCAGCAAGAAGUGUCGCCAAACGUGCGUCAAAACACCGACUCACCGUGAUUUAGGUUCUGUUAUGUCUUCUGUACUUCUUCAGUAUCUUAAGUUACACAUCCCUCUUUUUUUUUUGUUGCUCUCCAUUCUCUUCUUAAUGUAUUCUCUAGUCAGUAGGUCACAUUUAAACUAUCUUUUUUUGUUUGCUUUAGUGUUCUGCUUCACUUCUACAUCAUUUCUGUCUGCUUUUAUAUCGUGUUAUAUAGAUUGUCAUUUUCGUUUACAUUCACAUUGAACGAUUUCUCCUAUUUCCUUCCUCAACCAAUCAUUCUAAUCACAUCGAAAUGCCCUUUUUCUUAUCAUUCCUUCUUUUUUUGCAAGAGUUUUGUUUUCUUCUUUUCCGCGAUUCCGUCUGAUAUGAUCUAUUAGAUCGCUUUUGUAACUUGUUUGUUCUUUUCCCUCUUUUUUUAUUUUCUCUUGUCUCAGUCCUAGUACCUUUCCUUAUUUUACCAUUUCUAUUUCCACACCUUAUAGCUUUCUUUCCCUCCUUGUCAAGUCGUUCAUCUACUACACUCGCUCUCCAAUACAUCCGAUCUCUGUCAGCUAGAAGAGAAUUACGAUUGCGCUUUCAUUUGUAUCGUGAAAUAAUAUCGCUUUCCUUUUUGUUGUGUCAAUUGUUUGCUGUAGUAAGUGUAUGGGUGUUUUUUAUGUGUAUAGUUAGUGAAUAAAUUGCUUGUUUGUUUUUCUUCCUCUUCCAGGUGUGUUAUACUUUUCGGAGAUUCGGUGUUGCUCCUUCGACAUGGGUUUCCACGUGAAUCCACGAUGAGCUCUGUUACAAUCUUACACAAUACACAAUAAAUAGGUCUCUCAUUAGAUUGUUUCGCACGGUUACAAUGAUUUUCAGCACGUUACGCUUUGGUGCAUGAGUGCAGCAUUUGUGUGAUGUUGCUGUAGAUGAGAUUUGUGUGAAGUAUUUAUUCGGUAAGUGGACAGCUGUGCCGAGACUCACUCUGUCUAGUGCUAUGGGUCUUAAACGCGUGUUUUAAGCUAACUUUCUUCUCCACAGCACUCUUGCUCCUGCCUGUGAUACAGGGUAAAGUGAUCCGUGUAGCGUGACUUGUACUCCGGUGUUUGUAAGCCCGGUUAUCGGUGUGAUGUGACCUCCAUCUUACUCUAUCAAUUAUGUUAUGUAUAUUUCAUUUUUCUUUCUCUCUCUCUCUCUCGUGUUAGUAUUUAAUCAUAUAAUGCGCCGGAAAUACAUCGCUCCUGCCCUAUCUGUCUUUGCUAGUGUUUCUCCCUUUAUUUUACCUCACAUUGGUUUUUUGCUUUAUUCGAUACAUAUAUAAAUAUAUCAGUAAAGUGCAAGAUUAAAGCUCCUUUUGGUUGUUCAUAAACAGGUUUCGAGAGAUAGAGAGAGAGACGGUGAUAGAGAGAAAAAGAGGAAGAAUCUGAGUGUGUGUGUUUAAGUGUUCAGAAAAGGGGAUUCGCAAGAGCAGAUGCUCAUGGCGGGUGUGAGUGUCAGUAUAGUAUGCAGAAAACUCUCGUCAGGAAGCAGAACACAUCCUGACGCGAAAAGAGUCGGAAAACGGAAACAUUCUCUCGAUCCUCUGUCUCUUCGGUGAUUAUUAUACGGUAAUAUUACUAUUAUUGCUACCAAAAACGAGUAUGUAUUCGACAAUUUCUACCGAUUAAUCGCGAACGCGUGCCCGGAUCUUAUGUUGUGGUGCUUUCCCAUUUUUUUUUGUUUGUUUUCGCUCUGAUUGAUUGAUUGUGUUGUUCUGUGGCACGUGAGUUACACAUCACUCUACCCUCGGUUACCUUUGCUGAUCACGGGUUUGGCGGCAUUUGCUCUACCAACUACACAAACGCCAAGAACCCAUCCAUUCCUUCGUUCGGAAUUUCUAACACUACAAACAUCAAGAAUCGCAGACCUAUCUUUGUGUAUGCUGUGUAGAAUGAGAAUGUAUGUGCUCCUAUCCCCUCGCAUUCGGAACAUUCGCAUUUAGCUUUGCUUCAAUUUAACGUUCUAUAUAGUGAAAAAGUGGUGUUUUCUUAGUACACACGAGACCUACACAUGGUUUGAUCCUGUCUUACGUGUUGUAUUUUCUUCUUUAAUGGUUAAUUGUAUAAUGUGUCCACUACCAUCUGCUUUUCACUCUUCCCCCAGUUUUGCCUUCGAACCGAACGGUUUUAAAGGUGCUGCUAGUGCUAGUGUAAUGGUUGUUGUUGUUGCUUGUUCUUUAUCCCAAACCCCAAAACCUCCCAUUUGUUUGGAGUCGAGAGAGAUGUCUUCUGCCUGCUGGUUUUGUCUACGGUCGCCUGCUGGGAAAAAUUUUGCUGAGUAAAUAUAUUUAUAGGGCGUUUCUAGACUCUUAUUGGCCGCACCAGGGCCAAUUAAAACGUGAUCUGUGCACACAGCCAAAUGGAGCAUUUUACUGGUUGUUUGCUUUGAUAGUUAAUUGUUAUUCUGUUUGGUUUUAUGGUUUCACUACCGUUUUUUCGAAAAUAGUUUCGUUUUUUUUAAAUCUAAUUUUGCUUCAGAAGACAAAAUAAUAUUCAAGUACGGAAAAUAUCCCUUUUCGAAGUGGAACCAAUAAAGCGUAACGAAAUCUCGAAUUAAAGUGGCCUUUUCUCUUGAUCUAGACCGAACAUCCUGUGAGGAUUUGUUCCUUCGCUUUUUCGCUUUUGUAUGAGCCCGUUGCGCACGUACGCCAUAUAUUUGUAUUUGCUUAUAUAGUAUAAAAGUGUGUAGAUUUUAACAAGGUGCAGAUGGUUUUUAAAGUGUGCACCAACCGCUAUCGGACAGAGUAGGUUCGAUUUUUUAAACACACACACACAUACACGAUCGGUUGCUCGAUUGUGCCGAGUUCUGGAAUCAAACCUCCGCUGACCGAUGGUCGGUUGGGCCACGGCAAUGAGUGUAAAAGUGGUAUUAGUAGAUAAAAGUGUGAGUGUGUUUGUUUCUUUUUUGGCAAUUACAUUCCCUCACCUAAGGCCGGUACAGCAGGAUCGUGACGCGUACACGACAAAUCCUCGGUGCCCUUCCUUGUUUUACUAGCUAAACAUGUACAGGAGAAUAUACGAGAGUAUCGAUUUGAGUUCUUAAAAACGAUCAGUAGAAGUACGAGUUUCACUUUUCGGUUUUUUUCUUUCUUGUAGAACGAAUUGCUUAUUUGGGUAAGGAAAGUUUUUUGCAACAAAGCAAACAAAUCGACGCAAUAUAAAUCUGCCCGCUAACACUCGCUUAAGUCGCGCCGGCAAGCCUCGCUUGCGGCGCUUAUUUAACGCUUACUAACAAAUUAACAAACAAACUAUCGAAACGCGCGAAAAUGGGAAGACGAUAGAGAUUUGGGAGGGAGAAUGAGAGAGCGUAAAAUAAUUCCUCUCCAUUGCUGUCUGAUUCGUAAGAAAGGGAACGAUGAAUAAGGAUGCAAAUACUGGCAUAAACAUAACACAUGACUCCACCCGCUGACCCAUGCUGACUGGACUGGCGAUAUAACACGAUGGCUACUUAGGACAUAA